Molecule: messenger RNA, 1254 nt
Organism: Morone saxatilis (striped sea-bass)
Lineage: Eukaryota; Metazoa; Chordata; Actinopteri; Moronidae
Gene: gpn3
Product: GPN-loop GTPase 3
Exons: 8
Coding region: 80-943 (287 amino acids)
Molecular function (GO): GTPase activity
Source: RefSeq, a predicted model, not a curated record
UACGUCCACCUUUCUCUCAAGGCUCCACUUGUCAGCUCCAUUCACUCCCUGCAGUGUCGACACAUUGUUCUCUCCAGCGAUGGCAGAUUGUACAGUCAGAAGAACGCGUCGGGGGCGAGCAGCAGCAUCGUUGAGUACCUACUGCUCCACCAUGGUCCAGCAUUCACAGUCCAUAAACCGCUCCGUUCAGGUGGUCAACCUGGACCCAGCAGCCGAGCACUUUGAAUAUCCUGUCAUGGCAGACAUCCGUGAGCUCAUCCAGGUGGAUGACGUGAUGGAGGACCCUUCUCUCAGAUUCGGGCCUAACGGAGGCCUGGUCUUCUGCAUGGAGUAUUUUGCCAACAACUUUGACUGGCUGGAGGAAAGCCUGGGUCAUGUAGAGGAUGACUACAUACUGUUCGACUGCCCAGGUCAGAUUGAACUUUACACACACCUCCCUGUAAUGAGACAGCUGGUGGAGCAGCUCCAGCAGUGGGAGUUUCGGGUGUGUGGGGUCUUUUUGGUAGACUCCCAGUUCAUGGUGGAGUCUUUUAAGUUCAUCUCAGGAGUCAUGGCUGCCCUGAGUGCCAUGGUGUCAUUAGAGAUUCCUCAAGUAAACAUCAUGACAAAAAUGGACCUGCUUAGUCCCAAAGCCAAGAAGGAAAUUGAAAAAUACCUGGACCCAGAUAUGUACUCAAUGAUGGAAGAUAACUCCAAUACUAUCAGCAGUACAAAGUUCAAGAACCUGACUAAAGCCAUCUGUGAUCUGAUUGACGACUACAGUAUGGUGAGAUUCCUGCCUUUUGACUGCACAGAUGAGGAAGGUAUCAACAUAGUACUGCAACACAUUGACUUCUCAAUACAGUAUGGAGAGGACCUGGAAUUCAAGGAGCCAAAGGAGGAUGAUGAAGAGCCUUCUAACCUAAAUUAUGACGAGAUAUUUCAAGACAAGGUGGACAGCUAGCUGAGGAGUAAUGUGACUCCUGGACAAAAAGAGACUUGUCAGUGUUAAAACAAACAAACAAGAACAAUCAAGACUCACCAUAUCAAGCCCAGGUGGAGGAUGGCGUGUGACUGCAAAGGCACAUGGGAAAAAUACUGACUCUGAAGAUCAUAAACAUAUCACGGAGUUUUCGUUUUCUGUGCCAUUCAGAUUAUGUUUCAUUUUAACUCAUUCAUGUUGUAUUAUUUCAGGACAAUGUUGAAGUGUAAAGAGUUAUAAAAUACGUGUAUUAAACCUAUAUUUUUAAAUAAAAUAUUGCACAAAAUAUAAAA